UAAAGCGGGCGCUGUGACGUCAUAUCCAUGCGGCAUCUUUGUCAGUGAACAAAAUGGCGACGUACAUCCUGACCGCUAGCAGGCUGCAGCAAGCCCUGAGCCAUGGGGUCCGGAGGUACCAUCUCUCCGCUGUGUGUUGGCGGGCCAAAAUAGCCAUGAGUCGCUUCGAGCCCAGUGAGUACGUCAAUUAUGAGUUGCUGCGGAAAAACGUUGACAUCGUUCACAAAAGGUUGGACAAACCCUUGACACUUUCAGAGAAGAUUGUUUAUGGUCACUUAGAGGAUCCUGUUAACCAAGCGAUAGGUCGCGGGAAAACCUACCUGCGCCUCCGUCCUGAUCGGGUGGCGAUGCAAGAUGCCACUGCCCAGAUGGCCAUGCUUCAGUUCAUCAGCAGUGGCUUGUCCCGGGUAGCAGUGCCAUCUACAAUCCACUGUGACCACUUAAUUGAGGCUCAGGUCGGCGGAGAAAAGGAUCUGGCAAGAGCCAAGGAUCUGAAUGAAGAAGUUUAUAAUUUCUUGGCAACGGCAGCUGCGAAGUAUGGGGUCGGCUUUUGGAAACCUGGUUCUGGCAUCAUCCAUCAGAUUAUUUUGGAGAACUAUGCUUAUCCUGGUGUGCUGCUGAUUGGAACAGACUCACAUACUCCAAAUGGUGGUGGUCUGGGUGGCAUCUGUAUUGGAGUCGGAGGAGCAGAUGCAGUGGAUGUGAUGGCUGGGAUUCCAUGGGAACUAAAGUGUCCAAAGGUUAUCGGAGUGAAGCUCACAGGACAUUUGUCAGGCUGGACGUCACCAAAGGAUGUUAUCCUGAAAGUGGCAGGCAUUCUGACAGUUAAAGGGGGCACUGGCGCAAUAGUGGAAUAUCAUGGGCCAGGUGUGGAGUCCAUAUCAUGCACAGGCAUGGCUACAAUCUGCAACAUGGGUGCGGAGAUUGGAGCAACCACUUCAGUUUUCCCCUACAACCAUAGGAUGAAGAAAUACAUGGAAAAGACUGGCAGAGCAGAGAUUGCUGCCAUUGCUGAUGAAUUCCAGGACCUGCUAGUUCCUGAUGAGGGCUGUCAAUAUGAUCAACUCAUUGAAAUUAACCUGACUGAGCUUAAACCACAUAUUAAUGGUCCAUUCACCCCUGACCUUGCACACCCAGUGUCAGAGAUUGGAACAGCCGCUGAGAAAAACGGUUGGCCUCUUGAUAUUCGAGUAGGCCUGAUCGGCAGCUGCACCAACAGCAGUUAUGAGGAUAUGGGCCGGUCAGCUGCUGUGGCACAACAGGCGAUUGACCACGGACUGAAGUGCAAGUCCCAGUUCACUGUAACACCAGGCUCCGAGCAGAUCCGUGCUACCAUCGAGAGGGAUGGAUACGCUCAAGUUCUGAGGGAUGUCGGUGGGAUUGUUCUCGCUAAUGCAUGUGGGCCCUGCAUUGGACAGUGGGACAGGCGGGACGUUAAGAAAGGUGAAAAGAACACGAUUGUGACCUCCUACAACAGGAACUUCACUGGGCGCAAUGAUGCCAACCCUGCUACCCAUGCCUUUGUCACAUCACCUGAGGUCGUUACAGCCCUAUCCAUUGCUGGCACCUUGAAAUUUGACCCCGAGCGCGACUCGCUGGUUGGAGCUGACGGGAAGGAGUUUAAAUUGAAGGCACCGAACGCCGAUGAGCUGCCUGCCAAGGACUUUGAUCCAGGCCAGGAUACGUAUCAGCACCCACCAAAAGACUCCAAGGGCAUUGAAGUAAAUGUCAGCCCAAAGAGCCAGCGGUUACAGCUGUUGUCACCGUUUGAUCAGUGGAACAAGAAAGACUUGGUGGACAUGCGCAUAUUGAUUAAGGUGAAAGGGAAAUGUACCACUGAUCACAUAUCUGCUGCUGGGCCUUGGCUGAAGUUCCGUGGCCACCUUGAUAAUAUUUCCAAUAACCUGCUAAUCGGAGCAAUUAACAUCGAGAAUAACAAAGCAAAUGAGGUUAAAAACCACCUCAACAACAAAUAUGGACCUGUGCCUGACACAGCACGUGCUUACAAGGAACAAGGUAUUAACUGGGUGGUGAUUGGUGAUGAGAAUUACGGCGAGGGUUCCAGCCGUGAGCACGCAGCCCUCGAGCCUCGGCACCUGGGAGGCCGUGCCAUCAUCGUCAAGAGCUUUGCUCGAAUCCACGAAACCAAUCUGAAGAAACAAGGUCUGCUGCCUCUGACCUUCUCCAAUCCCAGUGAUUAUGACAAGGUGCAGCCGGAUGAUAAAGUCUCCAUCAUUGGGCUGAAUGAAUUUGCACCUGGAAAGCCUCUCACUUGCAUCCUUAAGCAUAAGGAUGGCAGCCAGGAUACGAUUCUACUCAACCACAGCUUCAACGAGGGACAGAUUGAAUGGUUCCAAGCCGGCAGUGCCCUCAACAGAAUGAAGCAACUACAAAAAUAAGGCGACCGGCUGCAGUGAGGGAAACGGACUGUGUCCAGCACAAUUGUACAAACGGAGUCAUCCCGCUGCCUCGCCCACUCACUGCUCGUCCUUCAAUAACCGUCACUGUGACGCCCAGUAGUGUGCACGCUCCCUUCCGACAAUCAACAUUUGUCCUGCGCUUGCCAUUUGAUUUUUUAAAAAAAAUAAUUUGUUCACUGUCUCCUACCUCGGCAUGGUGAAUGGAGCCCAAUCUCCGUCAGCCUGUUGGUAAUAAUUUAUUUUUUAUUUCUGUAAGUUUUGUUUUGUCACCCCUCCACCCCACCCCCAACUCGCCAGUGGAACCAAACCAACCGGAUUUGGUUUAUUUCGAUCUGUGACGUUUCUGUGAUGAUUCAUUUCGAUCUGAUCUGUCAAGGUGCCGCAAAUCAAGUAAAAUGUGGUUUUUUGAGGAAAAAAGGCAAGAACAAUGCCCCAAUAAAAUCCAAAAGCUGAAACCUUUACUUGCAAGAGCUUGGUGAAUGUCUGCCAGUGCCUGGACCCUGUAACUAUGUCUGGUGAAUGAUUGCCAGUACCUGAGGACCAUCAGUUCCAGGAGCAUGAGGCCUGAUUAAGGAUUGGGAAUAGCUACUGAAGUUGCUUUAUAACACUUAGUAGUCUGUGAGAGUUGGUAAAUAUUUACCUACCCUAGCAGUCCAGGAGCCUAACACUGGCAAACAGUUAUUUGUCUCUAUGUCACAAGUUCUCGUUCAUUACCAGUUUUAGAUACCAGGUGCCAGUUCUACUCGAGGCAUUUGUGAUGGCCUUAGCCUAUUUGGUAACAAAACUCCCGCAGUACUGAUGGAAAGGCACUUGUAUUUUUGCUCAGCGAGGAAGGAAUAGGAAUGCACCAACAGCUUGGCUCAAGGAGAGUUGCCCAUGGAUUCUUGUGAUCAAUAUCUGCCCAGCAACACUUGGCAUUGACCUUGCUAGCCAGUCGUGUUCUUCAUUUGCUAGAUGUGCCAAUGUUACGUUUGUACCAAGGGCAGCAACAGUCCAUCACUGACCUGCCGAGUUAUUGGCGGUCUAUGGGGAGAGCCCUUCUAACCCACCCAGCUAGCUGUGGUAAUAACCUUGCUAGCCAGUUGUGUGCUCCGGUUGCUUGAUGUUGGCUGGUUUGGCUUCGUCUUUGAAACUGAAGGAGAGGUUGUCAGGACCUGCUUUGAAGAUGAGUAUAAUUUAUUGCUUUGUUAGGAUAGUUUAGCUGUAAACAUACUUCAGUGGCUGGUUGGUAAGUUGAUGGAGUAGAUCCUGAGAGUCAGGAUUUAUGGACAUUUGGAGGGGCAAAAUAUGAUAAGGAAUAGUCAGCAUGGCUUUGUGAAAGGCAGGUCAUGCCUUACGAACCUGAUUGAAUUUUUUGAGGAUGUGACUAAACACAUUGAUGAAGGAAGAGCAGUAGAUGUACUGUAUAUGGAUUUCAUCAAGGCAUUUGACAAGGUACUCCAUGCAAGGUUAUUGAGAAAGUAAAGAGGCAUGGGAUCCAAGGGGACAUUACUUUGUGGAUCCAGAACUGGCUUGCCCACAGAAGGCAAAGAGUGGUUGUAGACGGGUCAUAUUCUGCAUGGAGGUCAAUCACCAGUGGUGUGCCUCAGGGAUCUGUUCUGGGACCCCUACUCUUUGUGAUUUUUAUAAAUGACCUGGAUGAAGAAGUAUCCAUUGCAUUGAGUUGAUGGGCUGAAUGGCCUGGUGAGAAUUAUAUGAAAAGUGGCUGCUGGAAUAACAUGGUCAUGUUUGGCAAUGUGCAAUCUAGUUGGAAGUUUAAGCAGUUUUGAAUUUUAAUCUUACACCAGUCAUUUCUUGAAACAACAGCAGUCUUGGCACUUGUACUCUGUGUUCUGCUUUUAAGCCAACUUUUGCUAUUGGCCCUCAAAGGUUAUGGUGAGAAGGCGGGGCAGUGGGACUAAAUAGGAUAAAAUGGCGGAGCAGACUCGAUGGGCCGAAUGGCCUACUUCUGCUCCUUUGUCUCAUGGUCUUAAAUUCAAUGAGCCACCGUUCUGCUUGGCAACCUUUUGUGCAGUUCUUUGUAUGGAUUUUGGGAAUAUGCUUGAUCAGCUCCCAACUGCUGCAUCCCCUUCACCAGCCUUCCGUGUGCCCUCAUCAAAAUCAUAACUCUCUUUGCCCUAGCUCUAUCCCUGACUUCUGAAUCCAAAAUAUCCUUGCUUAAUGAAAUGCCAUGCAAUGUUGAGUCUUCAGUUGACCACUGCCUUGCUCACUUUUAUGGACAGAGUUCCAGGUUUGCUACCCAUUAAAAUGAAGCAAUUCCUGCCAACAACUCUAAACAGUUUAUAUUGACUGGGUUGGGGUUGGCAACUCCAGGACUUUGCUGUUCCUCAGCCACAGAAUGUUUAUACAUCUCAUGUCCCUGUCUCCUCUCAUAACUUUCUACUGGUCACUAGUAUGUCAGUGAAACAAACUAGCUUAAUCUCUGCAAUCUGCAGAAAAGGUAGGUCCUAUAAAAACAUGUACAAAUGUCAUGAAAACGCUUGUUAACCAGCCAUUCUGCAGUUGGCUAACUUACACUGAGGAUUACAUAAAAAACCAGGAACAGGAGUAGGCCACUCGGCCCUUUCAGUCCAUCCUGCCAUUCAUAUAAUCAUUAUUGUGCCCAGACCUCAUCUCUAAUGGAGUCAUUAGUAAGCUUUCAUUGUGGAUUCUCCAAACCAGUAUGAAGAUCUCAUUAUCUUUAAUUAUGCAGUCUAGGAAAGAACCUAGACUGGUGUAGAUCUAGCUUCUCACUGCGUUAGGGUCAGAGGAAUAUCAAGCCAGUGUUCUAUGUCUGAUAAUUACUCCUCAAAUUACAGUAUUUCUUAGGGUCACCAACUCCAUUUGGAGAUUUCAUCAGGUUUUUAUAGGACCUUUGUACCUCUUAGUCAAACACUUUUCCACUUCACCCAGCAUUAAUUGACAGACGUUCAAGAUAAAGCAGCUACUUUUUUUCUCCCGGAUGUUGAUAGAUCUGACCAGAGUGUUCAUUUUUAGUUCCUUAAAUCUCUGAGGCUCUGAUGCUAACCAACAUCAGGGAUGGACAGAAGGGCCAGUUACUUGGUUCUUCCAACAUACAACAGUGCUUUCAAUAAUACUAACACCCAAGACCAGAACACAGACAAUAUCUUUGAAUACCUCUAAUAACCCUGCCUCCACAACCCUAUCGGGUAUCGACUGGCCACCAUUGCAUGUUGGAUUUAAAUCACCGACCAAUGUGUCCUCUUGUUUAAGUUUCUCUCACUCUUGGAAGCAUCUUGACAUACGUUCAAUCCUACUCUCUCAGGAUCACCUACAUUUCAAAACAAAAAUUACCCUUUUCUUCUACAGUGUUAAUUAGAAUAUAGUGUUAAUUCUUUUAGUUGCUUGUGAUAGGACAACCUUCUCACUCCUCAUGAAUCUGUUUUGGACGGCCUCCAAUAUUAGUAAAUCCUUUCCUAAAUAAGGUGAUGAAAACUCUGCACUGUUCUCUGGUUGUGGCCUCACCAAUACCCUGUACAAUUGUAACAUACUUCCCUAUUACUAACACUACCAUCUUGCAUGAAGAGGGAUUUAUUACGUUGCAGUGUUUGUGUUUAUUUUUGGUAUAGAGCAUUUAUUACUUUCAAUAGCUCUGAGGUGGUAUGUAUAUAA
This is a messenger RNA of Mobula hypostoma (lesser devil ray), 6032 nucleotides long. It is a transcript of the gene aco2, whose product is annotated as aconitase 2, mitochondrial. NCBI's taxonomy places the organism in Eukaryota, Metazoa, Chordata, Chondrichthyes, Myliobatiformes, Myliobatidae. The coding region runs from base 54 to 2399 and encodes 781 amino acids. Gene Ontology annotation, biological process: tricarboxylic acid cycle. The transcript is spliced from 18 exons. The record is from RefSeq and is a predicted model, not a curated record. Gene Ontology annotation, molecular function: aconitate hydratase activity; 4 iron, 4 sulfur cluster binding. Gene Ontology annotation, cellular component: cytosol; mitochondrion.